Molecule: messenger RNA, 930 nt
Organism: Microplitis demolitor
Lineage: Eukaryota; Metazoa; Arthropoda; Insecta; Hymenoptera; Braconidae
Exons: 4
Coding region: 1-930 (309 amino acids)
Biological process (GO): detection of chemical stimulus involved in sensory perception of smell; sensory perception of smell
Cellular component (GO): plasma membrane
Molecular function (GO): olfactory receptor activity; odorant binding
Source: RefSeq, a predicted model, not a curated record
AUGACAAUAGUACUUCGUAGUUUAAAUGUACUUACUUACGCUGGUGUUUGGAAACCCGUUGAAUGGAAAGGUCUCAAAGGACGAGUUUACGAUUCGUACACGAUUAUAAUAAUAAUAUCUCACUUAACAUUUUUAAUAUCUGGACUAAUGGACAUGGGGUUUGAUGAUUUUGAAUUUGCUGCGAUGGUUGAUCACUUAUCGCUAAUAGUGGGCUACGUUCAAAAUUUCCCGAAAAUAACGAGCAUCGUUGGAUAUCGACGAGACCUUAUUGAUAUUAUUGAUAAACUCAAUAGUUAUCCACUUAAAUUGAGGAAUGAUGAGGAAAAACUAAUUCAUGCUAAAUAUGAUCGACUUGACAGAAUUAUCACUUUUUGGUUUCCAACAUUAGGAAUGACCUCUAUCGCAUGGUAUACAAUGAGACAUUUCGUUGCUAUAGAUACGGCCUAUGGAUUACCUUACAGAGGAUACUUUCCGUAUAAUUAUUCAUCAAAUCCUAUUGUUUAUUGGUGCACUGCUGUUCAACAAAUGUACUCCGUAAUAUGUCUUGCUGUUGUCAAUGCAGGUUUUAAUGUGUUUUUACCAACAAUGAUGUUUCAAGUUUGUGCAAAACUUAGUGUACUUCAACAUCGCUUUAAAUUACUUAUACAAAAAUUAGGAACUAUAUCAACUCAUGAAAAAAAUAACCAUCAACUUCGAUUAUCGAAAAUCGAACAACAAUUGAUACGUGAUUGGUUCGAAUAUCUCAAUAAUGAGAUAUUUAAUACCAAUUGGUAUACUGUACGGACUACAACAAUCAAAUCAAUGUUAAUAAUAAUGUUCAAAACAUCAAGGCCCGUUGUUUUUGUUACUGGGCAUUUCGUUAAUUUAUCGCUGGAUUCAUUCAAGAGUAUAAUGAAACUAUCGUAUACUAUUUUUAAUGUACUCGAAUAA